Messenger RNA from Vicugna pacos (alpaca), 1579 nucleotides. The record is from RefSeq and is a predicted model, not a curated record. Lineage: Eukaryota; Metazoa; Chordata; Mammalia; Artiodactyla; Camelidae.
GGCUGCAGGGCCUGAAAGCUGGUGGGCGGCAGGCUGGAGCCAGGAGGGCGAGGCUGCGGCGCGAGGCGGCCAGGCGGGCGAGGGGUUUCCUCACGAAUGCCUUGGGCUCCGGGAGGCGGGAUCCCUCCAGAACGGGGUCCCUGAGGGAGGAGAACGGCACACGACUGCCGAGAUCCCCAUUCUGCCCACAGGGACAUCUGCGGGGCGACCCUUACAGAAAUCUCCCGAAGCCCACCCGGCACACACCCUCGGUGACAGAGCCUCCCUGAAGUUCCCCCCGCGCGGCCUCCACGAGCCACCUCCUGCCGCGAGGAGGCCAGAGUAUUGUCCAGGUUACUAUGGAUACCACCGUAGAAGAGACAUGGUCCUUGUCUCAGAACCCACCUUCUGGUAGAGAUAACAGAAAAUAAGGGAGCGAUUAGGAUCCAAUGUGAUGGUGUGGCAAUUAAGACAUAUCGAGACACAAAAAGAGUGCCGACCCUUGGACCAGCGCGAGGGACCCACCCGCACCAUGACCGAGACCACCAAGACCCACGUUAUCCUGCUCGCCUGCGGCAGCUUCAAUCCCAUCACCAAAGGGCACAUUCAGAUGUUCGAAAGAGCCAGGGAUUAUCUGCACAAAACUGGAAGGUUUAUCGUCAUUGGCGGGAUUGUCUCUCCGGUCCACGACUCCUAUGGAAAACAGGGCCUCGUGUCGAGCCGGCACCGUCUCAUCAUGUGUCAGCUGGCCGUCCAGAACUCCGAUUGGAUCAGGGUGGACCCGUGGGAGUGCUAUCAGGACACCUGGCAGACAACCUGCAGCGUACUCGAGCACCAUCGGGACCUCAUGAAGCGGGUAACUGGCUGCAUCCUCUCCAACGUCAACACACCCUCCAUGACGCCCGUGACCGGACAGCCCCAGAACGAGACCACCCAGCCCGUUUAUCAGAACAGCAAUGUGCCCACCAAGCCCACCGCAGCCAAGAUCUUGGGAAAGGUGGGGCAAAGCCUGAGCCGGAUCUGCUGUGUCCGCCCGCCCGUGGAGCGCUUCACCUUUGUGGAUGAGAACGCCAACCUGGGCACGGUGAUGCGAUACGAGGAGAUUGAGCUGCGGAUCUUGCUGCUGUGCGGCAGUGACCUCCUGGAGUCCUUCUGCAUCCCAGGGCUCUGGAACGAGGCAGAUAUGGAAGUAAUCGUUGGGGACUUUGGGAUCGUGGUGGUGCCCCGGGAUGCAGCCGACACAGACCGAAUCAUGAACCACUCCUCAAUACUCCGCAAAUACAAAAACAACAUCAUGGUGGUGAAGGAUGACAUCAACCAUCCUAUGUCUGUUGUCAGCUCAACCAAGAGCAGGCUGGCCAUGCAGCGGGACGGCCACGUCGUGGAUUACCUGUCCCAGCCGGUCAUCGACUACAUUCUCAAGAGCCAGCUGUACAUCAACGCCUCGGGCUAGCAGCCACAGGGCGCUCCGCUCCGCUCCACUCUCCCCUGGUCCUCCGCCAACACACCGGCCCCUCCAGCCUCCGUCGUCGGCCCCGUCUCCCUCCUGCCUCCAUCUCCUCCUCUUGACUGUUCUCCCCACUUGCUGACUCAAACCCCC